Messenger RNA from Leptidea sinapis, 2162 nucleotides. RefSeq names its product carboxypeptidase N subunit 2-like. Gene Ontology annotation, molecular function: protein binding. The record is from RefSeq and is a predicted model, not a curated record. Bases 90 to 1676 code for a protein of 528 amino acids. NCBI's taxonomy places the organism in Eukaryota, Metazoa, Arthropoda, Insecta, Lepidoptera, Pieridae. The transcript is spliced from 8 exons.
UCAUCACGAGUCGGCUCCACACUUCAGUAAUAUCUUGUGGUCACGCCUUUUGUUUUAUUUUAUUAGUAGUGUAGAACGAAAUCAUAAAUAUGAAACAUUUUCGUAAACUGUUCGUCAUCCAAGUAAUACUAUCAUACGUAUUACAGAUACGAGCACAAUGCAACCUGACCCCGUGUGAAGUGUUUGAGAUGCUCACAACGAAACGAACUGCUGCAGAGAACAAUAGAGGGUGUACGUCGGACCUACACUGGCGACAGCUGGAUCGUCGGCUGCGGGCAAUAGAAACUCCUUGCUGGACUGUCAGUAUGGGACAAUCUCGCUGGCGCCAAUGUUCCAAAAACCUAUGCCGAUGCGAUGUGGUCCACAGAGCUCUCAACUGCUGGAGAUCUGGACUGGCCACCUUGAGUCCGGAUCUGAUCGUACCCGCGGACCUUUAUACUAUAGAUCUUGGAACAAACAAACUGCGUUCAUUACACAAGGCAACAUUCAGAGGCAUGAAGUCACUGACGGAACUAGAUAUGUUUGACAAUCACGUGGAGUAUCUACCUUCAGGCAUUUUGGAUUCGCUGGUCAACUUACGAAUUCUACGUUUACAGAGAAAUUACUUAGAAGAAAUCGAUAGCGAUUUGUUUCGAUUAACAAGUAAAUUAUUUCACGUCGAUUUAUCUAAUAAUUAUUUAUACACACUACCAGAAAGGUUAUUUGCGAACAAUACUUACUUGGAAACCAUCGACUUGUCAAAUAAUCAAAUUGUUUAUAUCCCAUCGGAUAGUUUCUAUGGAUUACGUUCACUCCUAAUACUUGAUCUAUCAAACAAUAAGAUACAACAAAUACAGAAUGGAACAUUACAUUUGAAAAGUUUGCAAAUAUUAAAACUAUCAAAUAAUAAAAUAAGUUAUAUUACUGAACAUGCAUUCGAAAGCCUUAUGUCACUGGAGACCUUGUUACUGAAUAACAAUGAACUACAAAACAUACCAAAUAAUUUGUUUCGUAAUAUUCAGUAUUUGACAUACCUGGAUUUAUCCAAUAAUAAUUUAGUAAGCUUAAAUGGACUAGAAUUUCGGCAUUUGAAAUUGUUAAAUAAUUUGGACCUUAGAGAUAAUUCCCUCUCAGAACUACCAGACGAGGCUUUUGCAAAUUGUUCUAGUCUCGAGAAACUAGAUCUGUCAAAGAAUAAGCUAAGGUUUCUUAAUGUCAGCACGUUCGUCGGCUUAGAAAAUCUUUCGUCACUCAUCUUGUCGGACAACGAACUACAUGAAAUGAGUUUCAGAACAUUUUCAACACUCAGAAAUCUUACCACCUUGUACUUAGACAACAAUAUGUUUCCCUCCCUGCCGUCUCGUACGCUCGACUUUACGCCCAAACUGGCAAACGUGAAAUUGUCUAACAACCCUUGGCAUUGCGAUUGUCACGCACUUUAUAUAUCGGCAUGGGUGCGUUUGAAUGAAAUGAAAAUUUGGGACUAUUCACCUACUUGUAUAUCCCCGUGGUAUCUAGAAGGACAUUUCCUAAAGAAGCUGAAAUUCCCGGAACUUUGCACUGGUCAAUGGGCUAGCAUGGUGAACUUGUCGCCCAGGUUACCGAUGGAACAGCUCACAGCUCUGAAUGUCACUGUCAACAGAAAACCUCAAGAAGGCAUGGAAGAUAAUAUACACGAUGUUGAUAACCUGCAAUAAUAUUAUAAUGUUCCAAUUGGACUCAGUAAUAAUUACAGCACCACUGGGCUAGUUGAUGGUAGUUGUUACAAUAAGAUAUAAAUAAUAUGUUACAUACGGUAAUCUUAACAUUUUUAAUAUUUCUGUUGCAACAUUAUGUCACGCAUCUGUUGUUUACCUAUUCUUAAUUAGUACCGUUUAGAAGAGUAUUUUGUUGUUUGAUAUAUUGUGACGUCAUCAAUCUAAAUGUCACGUGACUGACUGUUCGCGUGCAACAUUUAAAAUGGAAGAAAAACAUUAUUUUAAUUAUUAUUAUAUAAAUGAAAUAAAUAAUUCAGGUGUUUUGAUUUAUUAUACUAUAUUAUUUGUUCAGUAAUAUUAUACUUAUUUCUGAUACUUUACGCAUGGAGCUAUGGCUAAAUUACAUAAUGAAAAACAGUAACAACAUUAUUAAUUAAUUCUAAAUAUUGAAUAGUAUUUUUUUAGCAAGCUCUAUUUCUUUUUAAC